GACAGGUCCCAACUUCGCCCCCACAGCGGUCCUGAUGGCAAAUCCCGCCCCUCACAUGACUGAUGAAUUCCAAGCUGGGCACCAUUAGCCCGCCCCCUCCUUCCGCUCAUUGGUUUUGCUGCUUGAGUGGCAGCUCAGUGUCCUCGUCUCUGUAUCUCUGGCAUAAAAAAUUCCGCCCAGCCUAGAUUAGAGCCCGUUGAUUGGCUGCACAGCAGUGAGUGGCAGCUCUAUAUCCCCGGGCCCGUUAUUUCACCGGUGGCCGCAGAUGGAGUCGCUCCGAGUUCAGAGACUGCAGCCCGGGGUGGGACCCGGUGUCUCCUCAGGGACUUUGCGCUCGUUACGGCCCGGGGUGACCGGCGGUUCCUUCUCCUCUCCGGCGGCAACAACAGCUCCGGCCUCGGCUCCUCCUCCUCUCGGCCUCGGGAUCCCGGGGGGACUGGCGAAUCCUGGGGGGAACCCGGCGGUGCUGAGGGAGGCGGUGGAGGCGGUUGUGAGGAGCUUCGCUAAAUACACUCACGGCUACGGGAGGGUGAACGUGGUGGAGGCCCUCCAGGAAUUUUGGCAAAUGAAGCAGACGAGAGGGGCGGAGCUAAAGAAUGGCGCUUUGGUUGUGUACGAGAUGGUGCCGACUAACAGCCCCCCGUAUGUUUGUUAUGUCACCUUGCCGGGGGGCAGCUGUUUUGGGAGCUUUCAGUUCUGUCCGACCAAAGCGGAAGCGAGGAGAAGCGCCGCCAAGAUCGCCCUAAUGAACUCCGUGUUUAACGAGCACCCGUCACGCAGGAUCACGGACGAGUUCAUAGAGAAGAGCGUGUGCGAAGCCCUGGCCACAUUUAAUGGGAAUCGCGAGGAAGCGGACAAUCCAAACACCGGGAUCGGAGCCUUCCGCUUCAUGCUGGAGUCCAACAAAGGCAAAUCCAUGCUGGAGUUCCAGGAACUCAUGACGGUCUUCCAACUCCUGCACUGGAACGGCAGCCUGAAAGCCAUGCGAGAGAGGCAGUGCUCCCGCCAGGAGGUUCUGGCCCACUACUCGCACCGAGCGCUGGAUGACGACAUGAGGAACCAGAUGGCCAUGGAUUGGGUGAACCGGGAACACGACACCCCAGGAUCGCUGGCCAGAGAAUUGGCAUCCACAGAACGGCAGUUGGACGAGGCACGACUGGCUGGCAAGGAGCUUCGGUACCACAAGGAGAAGAAAGAUAUCCUGAUGCUGGCGGCCGGGCAGCUUGGAAACAUUCAUUCCCCCAACUGUUAGCUUUGCCUUGAAACUCGUUACUGCUCUUCACUCAUAUGUGACGUUUGUGGUGGGCAAAAGCUUGAAAACUGGGAAAUAUGGUUCUGUACAGAGCUUUGCAAAUAUCUCGGGCUACUGGGCUCCAGGAGCAAACAAGAUUUUAUGGGGAAGUUCUUUGGGGUAGAGUAGGCCUUGAAGAUUCUAGAAAUAUACAUCUAAAUCCUGUUUGCAUCCAUAAAGUUCAACCUCACAGGCCUGUGAUGUUGUUUAGCUCUAUGUCCAUUGGAUUUGAGGAGCUAUAUAGCUAUGAAGGAGAACCCAUUGAGAAGCUCUGUAGCCAUGAAAGAGAACCCAUUGAGGAGCUCUGUAGCCAUGAAGGAGGCAUCUUAUGAGGAGCUCUGUAUCAUUGAAGGAGGCACCUUAUGAGGAGCUUUGUAUCCAUAAAGGAGAAACCCUUAAGGAGCUCUGGAUCCAUGAAUUAGAAACUCUUGUGGAGCUCUGUAUCCAUGAAGGAGAAACUCUUGUGGAGCUCUGUAUCCAUGAAGGAGAAACCCUUGAGCUCUGUAUCCAUGAAGGAAAAACCACUGAGGAGCUCUGUAGCCAUGAAGGAGAAACCCUUGAGGAACUCUGUAGCCAUGAAGUAGAACCCCUUAAGGAACGCUGUAUCCAUGAAGGAGAAACUCUUGAGGAGCUCUGUAUCCAUGAAGGAGAAACGCUUGAGGAGCUAUGUAGCCAUGAAGGAGAAACGCUUGAGGAGCUCUGUAUCUUUGAAGGAGGCACCUUAUGAAGAGCUCUGUAUCGUUGAAGGAGGCAGCUAAUGAGGAGCUCUGUAUUGUUGAAGGAGAAACCUUUGAGGAACUCUGUAGCCAAGGAGAGACCUGUGAUAUCGGAGGAGCUCUCCAUGAAGUAGAAACCCUUGAGGUGCUCUGUAUCCAUGAAGGAGAAACCCUUGAGGAGCUCUGUAGCCAUAAAGGCGGCAUCUUAUGAAGAGCUCUGUAUCAUGGAAGGAGGCAUCUUAUGAGGAGCUCUGUAUCGUUGAAGGAGGCACCUUAUGAAGAGCUCUGUAUCGUUGAAGGAGGCACCUAAUGAGGAGCUCUGUAUCAUUGAAUGAGAAACCCUUGAGGAGCUCUGUAGCCAUGAAGGAGAAACCCUUGAGGAGCUCGGUAGCCAUGAAGGAGAAACCCUUGAAGAGCUCGGUAUCAUUGAAGGAGGCACCUUAUGAGGAGCUCUGUAUCCUUUGAUGUUUGUGGAGCUCUGUACCCAAGACUUGAGACAAUUUUGGAGGUCUUUAGAACCAUGAAGCAGCCUGAGCCUGAGUGAAGAAGUUAUAUAGGAUUUUGACAACUGUCCAUUUGGGCAAACAAGACUUUGUUAAACUUUUUCUAAGUAUGACUUUACCUUUCGAAAGAGGUUACAGCCAACAACCAUCUUUGGAACCAAGACUGACUGUUAUAAGACGGAUAGGAUGUGUUUAGAUUAAAGUCUUAACUGGAAAGGAUUGUGGGAACAUAGCUACUGCCAGGGGCUGUGCUGCUUAAAUAUUGAUACCUUCCCAAUGGAGCAGAAAACAAAUUAAAGGGCAAGUCUUCUUGCGUAAACUCAAGCGCCAUGUGGUUGUGAAUCCAGCUCCUUUCUGAAAUACUUACCCUGGCACCGAGCUUUGAUUUUACUGUAUUUCCUGUUCAUGGGCUGCUCUGUUUCCCAUGGUCAGAGGGGGUGGUACUUGCCAAACUCCUCCCUCAUCUGUCCAUGGGGGAGAGAGCAGCCCAGGAGCAGGAUAUUCAGGUAGCCAGUGCCAGGGUAAGUAAUGGUGGGAUAUUGGAUUUAUUUUUUUUCAAGGGGCUCAUAGCAAAGGGCACUUACCUUUAUCAGCCACCUGAAACCUUAGCACCUACUCCGGUAACGGCAUGUUACUGUUUUUAUACUCUACCGCUCUUUUCAUUACCAGUAAGGGCAAUACAUUUCUAUAUUAUAUAUAUAUUUCUAUAUUUUAAUAUCAGUGUUAAACCCUUCAUCUGUAGCUUUUCCACUUACCCAUCUCUUGCAAAACCUCGCCUCAGGCAAGUGAUUCCCAGGAGACUUUGGUUGGCAAGGGAUACUAUAAAAAAUGCCCCCGCCCCCACAAAGAUACUGAACCCCCCCCAAUCCAUUGACUACAAUGAGAGCCCAUGGAUCCUCUCCAUAUCUUUCUAAAACGGGUUUCCUGAAAGCUGCAUGUUGAAUUGCUGACUGUGCCUCCAUGUUCCACCUAGUGGUAAAUGUGAGAAUAACAGUUGUCAGACACACUAGGGCGUAAUCACCAGUGAGAUCACAAUUGAAUGGCGACAGCAGGGUACCUAAGAGCGAUAUCUCAUUGCAGAGAGAAGAUGGCUCGGCCAAUGAAUUCUAAGAUUAUCUCUUUAACUGCAAUUUGUUAUAGCACUUUUUACUACUAUAAUUUUAGGUAGGCUCCACUGAACACAAUAAAGUGGGCGUAACUUUCAGACAAGAUGGCCAAACACAACAGGGCUAAGAGCAAUGUCACUGCCAUAAAAAUCGAAGUUUUAAAGGGUGCAAGAGAGAGACACUUCGUGCCAAUUUAGAAUCAUGAUUUUCGGUUGUCUAGCUUCGGGUCCUUUAAAUGACUUUGUUUGGGAUGGAUUCUCUAAACUGUUAUAAAUUUUACUCUGCAGGAGCAAUCGCGGGCGCAACCGUAUUAACCACUUAUAACUCUGGUGGCAACGAGUUCUGUCAGAAGGAAGGGACCAGAUGAAAAGUGAAGAAUUUGGUGAAUUUCCCCUUUAAAUGAACAAUAUGCUAGAGAGUGAGCUGGUGGGGGAGGUUUUGCAAGAGACGGGUCUAGGGCUCAUCUGUUUAGUAUAUAACAAUACUCUGGGAGUUACAGUUGCACAAUUCUUUUUUUAUAUCUAUGUAGCUACCUGUAUGUAUGUAGCCUUUGUACUACCUACCCAGGGCACCACUUUAGUACUGUGGCCCAUACUGUGCAUUUUAUAGCAACGCUCCUUAGUUACCUUUGUAUCUUGAUAUAUGCAAAUAAAUUUAUUAGUAACAUUG
Molecule: messenger RNA, 4285 nt
Organism: Xenopus laevis (African clawed frog)
Lineage: Eukaryota; Metazoa; Chordata; Amphibia; Anura; Pipidae
Gene: lix1l.S
Product: limb and CNS expressed 1 like S homeolog
Exons: 6
Coding region: 266-1252 (328 amino acids)
Biological process (GO): autophagosome maturation
Cellular component (GO): cytoplasm
Source: RefSeq, a predicted model, not a curated record